Messenger RNA from Phaethon lepturus (White-tailed tropicbird), 2814 nucleotides. RefSeq names its product inositol 1,4,5-trisphosphate receptor type 1-like. Lineage: Eukaryota; Metazoa; Chordata; Aves; Phaethontiformes; Phaethontidae. The transcript has 18 exons. Gene Ontology annotation, biological process: calcium ion transport; transmembrane transport. The record is from RefSeq and is a predicted model, not a curated record. Gene Ontology annotation, molecular function: monoatomic ion channel activity. Gene Ontology annotation, cellular component: membrane. The annotation marks the transcript as partial.
AUGUCGCGGAGUGAUGGAGCUUUUAGUGAGCCGGGACGUAUGGAAGAUCUCAAGAAAAGAGAGGCAACUGGUCCACUGCCAGCGUCUCGAGUACGAGAUGAAGCUCGUAUCCUCACUUGCCUUUCAGGUAGCUUUUCCUCCGGUACCUCGUACUGGGAUAGCCGGCUGAAGUCCACAGACUGGUACGUUACAGGUCGCGGUGCCCUGCCCUGCCCUACCAUAGGGUUCUUGGAGAUCGCGGGUCCCAGCUUGGCGGUGGCUGAAUCAACAGGGUCUGUCGGGGAGAUGAAGAACUGGCCUGGGCUCCGCUGCCCGGGCACGCAUUCAUUCUUCUGCCGACUGACGGAAGAUAAGAAAUCUGAAAAGUUCUUUAAGGUUUUUUACGAUCGCAUGAAAGUGGCACAGCAAGAAAUCAAGGCUACUGUCACAGUCAAUACUAGUGACUUAGGAAAUAAAAAGAAGGAUGAAGACUCAGACAGAGAUGUACCGAGCAGGAAAAGAGUGAGAGAGCCUAUGACCCAAAUCACUGAGGAGGUCCGGGAUCAGUUACUGGAGGCCUCCGCAGCUACAAGAAAGGCUUACAACACUUACCGGAGGGAAGCCGAUCCUGAUGAUCAUUAUUCGGCCGGAGAAGGAGCACAGGCUGCGGCAGACAAGAGCAAAGAUGACCUGGAGAUGAGUGCUGUGAUCUCAAUAAUGCAACCCAUCCUCCGGUUCUUGCAGCUUCUCUGUGAAAACCACAAUCGGGAUUUGCAGAACUUCCUACGCUGCCAGAACAACAAGACGAACUACAACUUGGUGUGUGAGACGCUGCAGUUUCUGGACUGUAUCUGUGGAAGCACAACUGGUGGACUCGGACUACUUGGUCUGUACAUAAAUGAGAAAAAUGUAGCGCUGAUCAACCAGACGCUGGAAAGUUUGACCGAGUACUGUCAGGGACCUUGCCAUGAGAACCAGAACUGCAUUGCUACUCACGAGUCCAACGGCAUUGACAUCAUCACAGCAUUAAUUCUCAAUGACAUCAACCCUUUGGGAAAGAAGAGGAUGGACCUUGUGUUAGAACUGAAGAACAAUGCUUCAAAAUUGCUCUUGGCAAUCAUGGAAAGCAGGCAUGACAGCGAGAACGCGGAGAGGAUCCUCUACAACAUGAGACCCAAAGAGCUGGUGGAAGUGAUAAAGAAGGCUUAUCUGCAAGGAGAAGUAGAAUUUGAGGAUGGAGAGAAUGGGGAAGAUCUUGCAGCAUCUCCAAGGAAUGUGGGACACAACAUUUAUAUAUUAGCUCAUCAGUUGGCUCGUCAUAACAAAGAGCUGCAGAACAUGCUGAAGCCGGGAGGUCAGAUAGAGGGAGACGAGGCUCUGGAGUUCUAUGCCAAGCACACGGCACAGAUUGAGAUUGUCAGGUCGGACCGUACCAUGGAGCAAAUAGUCUUCCCUGUGCCCAGUAUCUGUGAAUUCCUCACGAAGGAGUCCAAGCUACGGAUAUAUUAUACCACGGAGAGGGAUGAACAAGGCAGCAAGAUCAAUGACUUCUUCAUGAAAUCGGAAGACCUCUUUAAUGAGAUGAACUGGCAAAAGAAAUUGCGAGCUCAGCCUUUCCUCUACUGGUGUGCUCGCAACAUGUCCUUCUGGAGCAGUAUUUCCUUUAACCUGGCUGUCCUUAUGAACCUGCUUGUGGCAUUUUUCUAUCCAUUCAAAGGAAUUCGAGGAGGUACACUGGAGCCCCACUUGUCAGGCUUGCUGUGGACAGCGAUGCUGAUAUCUCUGGCCAUCGUUAUAGCUCUUCCAAAGCCCCACGGCAUCCGAGCCUUAAUCGCUUCUACAAUAUUACGACUAAUAUUUUCAGUUGGUUUACAACCUACUUUAUUUCUGCUGGGUGCAUUCAACGUUUGUAAUAAAAUCAUUUUUCUGAUGAGUUUUGUGGGUAACUGUGGAACCUUCACUAGAGGAUACAAGGCAAUGAUCAUGGACGUAGAGUUUCUUUAUCACCUGCUGUACCUUCUGAUUUGCGCCCUGGGGCUCUUCGUACACGAAUUCUUUUAUAGUUUGUUGCUCUUCGACUUGGUGUACCGAGAAGAGACCUUGCUGAACGUCAUCAAGAGCGUCACUCGCAAUGGGCGUUCCAUCAUCCUGACUGCGGUUCUCGCUCUCAUCUUGGUCUACCUGUUCUCCAUAGUGGGGUACCUUUUCUUCAAAGAUGACUUCAUCCUGGAAGUAGACAAGCUCCCUAACGAAACGUUACUGCCAGAUCGCACAGAACCAGGUGAGACCAUGACCGGAGAGUUUCUCUAUUCAGAUGUAUGCAAAGCAGGUAGCAGUGAAAACUGUUCUUCAAUCAUUCCUUCAGACCAACUGAUUGCUGAAGAAAUGGAGGAAGAGAAUAAAGAGCAUACGUGCGAGACGUUGCUGAUGUGCAUUGUCACUGUACUGAGUCAUGGGCUCCGGAGUGGGGGUGGAGUAGGUGAUGUGCUCAGGAAACCAUCCAAAGAGGAACCUCUUUUUGCUGCUAGAGUGAUAUAUGAUCUGUUAUUCUUCUUCAUGGUCAUCAUUAUUGUCCUUAACCUGAUUUUUGGUGUGAUCAUUGACACUUUUGCUGAUUUAAGGAGUGAAAAGCAGAAGAAAGAAGAAAUUUUAAAAACAACUUGCUUUAUUUGUGGUUUGGAAAGAGAUAAGUUUGAUAACAAGACAGUCACGUUUGAAGAGCACAUUAAAGAAGAGCACAACAUGUGGCAUUACUUGUGCUUCAUUGUGUUAGUGAAAGUAAAAGAUUCAACGGAAUAUACAGGACCGGAAAGUUAUGUGGCAGAAAUGAUCAAG